Molecule: messenger RNA, 1680 nt
Organism: Orcinus orca (killer whale)
Lineage: Eukaryota; Metazoa; Chordata; Mammalia; Artiodactyla; Delphinidae
Gene: KBTBD13
Product: kelch repeat and BTB domain containing 13
Exons: 1
Coding region: 1-1377 (458 amino acids)
Molecular function (GO): protein binding
Source: RefSeq, a predicted model, not a curated record
AUGCCGCAGGGCCCUGGGGCCCUGAUGCAGGUGUGGGUGGGCAGCCAGCUCUUCCAGGCCGACCGGGCCCUGCUGGUGGAGCACUGCGGCUUCUUCCGCGGCCUCUUCCGCUCGGGCAUGAGGGAGGCGCGCGCGGCCGAGGUGCGCCUGGGCGCUCUGAGCCCGGACGGCUUCUGCACCAUGCUGCGGGUGCUGCACGGCGAAAGGCCGGAGCUGGCGGCCCCCGACGAGCUACUGCAAGCCGUGGAGUGCGCCGCUUUCCUGCAGACGCCGGCGCUGGCACGCUUUCUGGAGCACAGCCUCACGUCGGACAACUGCGCGCUGCUGUGCGACGCUGCCGCCGCCUUCGGCCUGCACGACGUCUUCCACAGCGCCGCGCUCUUCAUCCGCGACGGCGCCAGCGAGCAAGCGGCCGAGCUGGCGCUACCCGAGGCUCGCGCCUACGUGGCGGCGCUGCGACCCAGCAGCUACGUGGCCGUCAGCACUCACGCGCCGGCGCCCGGCUUCUUGGAGGACGCAUCGCGCACCGUGUGCUACCUGGACGAAGAAGAGGACGCGUGGCGCACGCUGGCCGCGCUGCCCCUGGAGGCCAGCACGCUGCUGGCCGGCGUGGCUACGCUGGGCAACAAGCUCUACAUCGUGGGGGGCGUGCGGGGCCCCAACAAGGAAGUGGUGGAACUGGGCUUCUGCUACGACCCCGACGGCGGCACGUGGCGCGAGUUCCCCAGCCCCCACCAGCCGCGCUACGACACGGCGCUGGCCGGCUUUGACGGCCACCUUUAUGCCAUCGGGGGCGAAUUCCAGAGGAUGGCCAUGAGCUCCGUGGAGCGCUACGACCCGGCCACGGGCUGCUGGAGCUUCGUGGCCAACCUGCCGCAGCCAGCUGCCGGCGUGCCCUGCGCCCAAGCCCGCGGCCGCCUCUUCGUGUGUCUGUGGCGGCCAGCCGACACCACGACUGUGGUGGAGUACACGGUGACGGCAGACGCGUGGCUGCCCAUAGCCGAGCUGCGGCGCCCUCAGAGCUAUGGCCACUGCAUGGUGGCCCACCGCGAUAGUCUCUACGUGGUGCGCAACGGACCUAAGGAUGACUUCCUGCACUGUGCCAUCGACUGCCUCAACCUGGCCACGGGCCAGUGGACAGCGCUGCCCGGCCAGUUCGUCAACAGCAAGGGCGCGCUUUUCACGGCCGUGGUGCGCGGCGACACCGUCUAUACGGUCAACCGCAUGUUUACGCUGCUCUAUGCCAUUGAGGGUGGUACCUGGCGGCUGCUCAGGGAGAAGGCCGGCUUCCCACGGCCCGGCUCCUUGCAGACCGUUCUCCUCAGGCUGCCUCCCGGUGCCCGGGGGCAGGUGGCGUCCACGACGCCAGAACUGUGACCCCUGGGCUGGGCUUUAGGAGGGGAUGCCCAGAGUCUUCUCUGAGCCAUGGCUGAGUCUAUUAGACUGGCCUUAGGAGCUGCUGGGAACUUCUCUCUCCCUGCCCCAGGUGAGACAUCGGGGGCCUUGUGCCUUCUGCUUCUGGUGGUGUGAACACGUCCAAGGAUCUCAGGAAGCAACGACUCUGGCAUCUCAACCCUAAAAUUACUUGGGCUGUCUUGAGAGCUUGUGGGUCACAAUGUCAAUGGAAGGGAUGGGGGGUAGGAUUUCAAUAAUCCAGGCUUGUGUAUGAAUGGGCCAGUA